Messenger RNA from Propithecus coquereli (Coquerel's sifaka), 1602 nucleotides. RefSeq names its product protocadherin beta-4-like. The coding region runs from base 1 to 1602 and encodes 533 amino acids. Gene Ontology annotation, biological process: homophilic cell-cell adhesion. The record is from RefSeq and is a predicted model, not a curated record. The transcript is spliced from 2 exons. Gene Ontology annotation, molecular function: calcium ion binding. Lineage: Eukaryota; Metazoa; Chordata; Mammalia; Primates; Indriidae. Gene Ontology annotation, cellular component: plasma membrane.
AUGGAGAAGCUAGAGAGAAUUCAUCCAAACAGGCAAGUGUUGGCCUUUAUUUUGAUGGUGUUCUUUUCUCAAGUUCGCUCCGAGCCUAUUCGUUAUUCUGUGCCUGAGGAAACAGAGAGUGGCUCCUUUGUAGCCCAUCUGACCAAGGAUCUGGGCCUGAAAACCGGGGAACUGGCCGCCCGGUCUGCCCGGGUGGUGUCUGACGAUGACAAGCAGCCUUUGCAGCUGGAUCGUCAGACAGGAGAUUUGCUUCUGAAGGAGAAACUAGACCGGGAGGAGCUAUGUGGCCCUACAGAGCCAUGUGUACUGCAUUUCCAAGUGCUCCUGGAAAUGCCAGUGCAGUUUUUUCAAGGAGAAUUAUCAAUCCAGGACAUAAAUGACCACUCUCCAGUAUUCCCUGAUAAGGAAGUGCUCUUGAAAAUACCAGAAAACAGCCAGCCAGGGACUCUGUUUCCGUUGAUAUUAGCUCAGGAUAUGGAUGUGGGUAGCAAUGGUCUUCAACAAUACACAAUCAGCCCCAAUUCUCAUUUUCAUAUUCUCACUCGAAAUCAUAGUGAGGGCAAGAAAUACCCGGAUUUGGUGCAGGACAAAGCGCUGGACCGAGAGGAGCAGCCUGAGUUUAGCUUAACCCUCAUGGCGCUGGAUGGUGGAUCACCACCUAGGUCUGGGACGGUCAUGGUUCGAAUCUUGAUCAUGGAUGUCAAUGACAAUGCUCCUGAGUUCGUGCACACCCCAUAUGAGGUGCAGGUCCUGGAAAACAGCCCCCUAGACUCCCCACUUCUUAGUGUCACAGCUAGGGAUGUGGAUGCUGGAAACUUCGGGAGUGUUUCCUAUGGCUUGUUCCAAGCACCAGAUGAAAUUAAACAAACUUUCUCAAUAAAUGAAGUAACAGGAGAAAUCCGACUAAAAAAGAAAUUGGAUUUCGAAAAAAUUAAAUCUUACCAUGUGGAAAUUGAGGCCACAGAUGGAGGAGGCCUCUCCGGGAAAGGCACAGUAGUCAUAGAGGUGGUGGAUGUGAACGAUAACGCCCCUGAACUUAGCAUAUCUUCGCUCACCAGCUCCAUCCCGGAAAAUGCUCCUGAGACUGUAGUCUCUAUCUUCCGAAUUCGAGAUAAAGAUUCGGGAGACAAUGGAAAGAUGAUUUGCUCUAUUCCAGAUAAUUUGCCAUUCAUUCUAAAGCCAAUUUUCAAGAAUUUUUAUACCCUGGUAACAGAGAGACCGUUGGAUAGAGAGAGCCGAGCUGAAUACAACAUCACCAUCACCAUCACUGACUUGGGGACACCCAGGCUGAAAACAGAGGUGUCCUCGCUCUUCCUCUUCUCGGUGCUGCUGUUCGUGGCGGUGCGGCUGUGCAGGAGGAACAGGGCGGCCUCGGGGGGUCGCUGCUCAAUGCCCGAGGGCCAUUUUCCGGGCCACCUGGUGGACGUCAGCGGCACGGGGACCCUGUCCCAGAGCUACCAGUAUGAGGUGUGUCUGACGGGAGACUCUGGGACUGGUGAGUUUAAAUUCCUGAAGCCGAUAUUCCCCAACCUCUUGGUUCAGGACACUGGGGAAGAUGUUAAGGAAAACCCCAAGUACAGAAAUAGCUUUGUAUUCAAUUAA